AUGACUGAUUCUACUGAUUCUUCCUGUUCGAAUGAUUUUGAUGAAACCAAUGAUUCUUCCUCUACUGUUACUGAUCAACUUGAAUCUAAUGAUCCCUAUUAUUCUACCGACGUGUGUCAACCAUCCGACCAAUCGGAUUCCAAAGAUAAAGAAAGUUUAAAAAGAAAACUUUCAGAAACUGCUCCAAUUGACGAGCCAUCAAAGCUCGAAAAAUCGGACAUUUCAGAUACACCCUCAUUUUUGGAUAUAAUUAAAUCUGUUGUGAAGGACGACCCUAAUAAGGUGGACAAUUUUAACGUAUUGACAAACACAAAAGAAUAUGAUUGUCCUAUUGCCAAGCUGGCAAAAUUAAAUCCCGGAGACUCUUUUUUAAAGGCUUCAAAGGUUGAUAACUUUUCUGAUUUCAACCAAACUGAUAAUAAACCUGAAACACCAGGAACAUCUGAGAGUACUGAAGAAAAUGGUAACACUGAAGAGGAAAAAACUGUUUUGGAAUCUUCUAUUUCUGAAGAUGAAAUUCUUCUACGUGAAAUGGUAUUUUAUCUACUAGUAACAAGUAUUUAG
Theileria annulata is the source of this 564-nucleotide messenger RNA. RefSeq lists its product as uncharacterized. NCBI's taxonomy places the organism in Eukaryota, Apicomplexa, Aconoidasida, Piroplasmida, Theileriidae. The transcript is spliced from 4 exons. Bases 1 to 564 code for a protein of 187 amino acids. The record is from RefSeq and is a predicted model, not a curated record.